Labrus bergylta (ballan wrasse) is the source of this 2632-nucleotide messenger RNA. RefSeq names its product UDP-glucose ceramide glucosyltransferase (gene ugcg). Gene Ontology annotation, molecular function: ceramide glucosyltransferase activity. Gene Ontology annotation, cellular component: membrane. NCBI's taxonomy places the organism in Eukaryota, Metazoa, Chordata, Actinopteri, Labriformes, Labridae. The record is from RefSeq and is a predicted model, not a curated record. Gene Ontology annotation, biological process: glucosylceramide biosynthetic process.
CGCUGGUUCCGCCCGCCUCUCCCCCCGAUUGGUCAGCUGACCUUCGGCCGGUCUGCUGACUGUCAAACCCCCUGAAGCCCGCACCGUGACCCGGACACCACCAGGCCGAGGCCGGUACCUGUGUCCCCGUCCCUGGAGCUCCUGACCCGGGCUGCUUCCUGACGCUCCUCUCCGCUGUCAUCUGUCACGGGACCUCCAGCCUCAACAAGCCGUGCUCGCUGCAUCGAGAGUCCGAUCCUGACACCCCGAUCCUCCCGUUCGUUGCUCUCCGAGGCCGGUCUUCUGGUGGACCGUAUCCCGAGCUUGUGUGACCCCCCCUCCCCCCGCCGGCCUCCAGCCCCGGCAGCUCCCGCUGGUCGUGAUGUCGGUGCUGGAGCUCGCCCUGCAGGGCCUGGCCGUGUUCGGCUUCAUCCUGUUCUUCGUGCUGUGGUUGAUGCACUUCAUGUCCAUCAUCUAUGUGCGUCUCCACCUCCACAAGAAAAGGUCGGAGGUCAAACAGCCGUUCAUGCAGCUCGCAGGAGUUUCUCUGCUGAAGCCUCUGAAGGGCGUAGACCCAAACCUCAUCUCCAACCUGGAGACGUUUUUCACUCUGGAUUACCCCAAGUAUGAGAUCCUGCUGUGCGUUCAGGAUCAAGAUGAUCCAGCUGUUGACGUCUGUAAAAAGUUGUUGGGCAAAUAUCCCAACGUAGACGCUCGAUUAUUCAUCGGGGGCAAGAAAGUUGGAAUCAACCCUAAGAUCAACAACCUGAUGCCGGGGUACGAAGGCGCCAAAUAUGGCCUGGUCUGGAUCUGUGACAGCGGCAUCAGAGUGAAACCAGACACCCUGACAGAUAUGACCAAUCAGAUGACGGAGAAGGUGGGAUUGGUCCAUGGGUUGCCAUAUGUUGCCGACCGCCAAGGCUUUGCUGCCACGCUCGAGCAGGUGUAUUUUGGGACGUCCCACCCUCGCUCAUACAUUUCGGCUAAUGUGACGGGGAUAAAGUGUGUGACAGGGAUGUCAUGUCUGAUGAGAAAGGAUGUGUUGGAUCAAGCUGGAGGGUUGGUCGCCUUCGCUCAGUACAUCGCAGAGGAUUAUUUCAUGGCUAAAGCAAUCGCUGACAGAGGAUGGAAGUUCUCCAUGGCGACACAGGUGGCGAUGCAGAAUUCGGGGUCGUACUCUAUUGGCCAAUUUCAGUCCCGCAUGAUCAGGUGGACGAAGCUGAGAAUAAACAUGCUGCCGGGCACGGUGCUGGAGCCUGUGUCCGAGUGCUUCCUUGCCAGCCUCAUCAUUGGCUGGGCCGCUCAUUAUGUGUUCAGGUGGGACAUGAUGGUCUUCUUCAUGUGUCACUGUUUGGCCUGGUUUAUAUUUGACUACAUCCAGCUGACCGGAGUGCAGGGCGGACCCCUCUGUUUCUCGAAGCUGGACUUCGCCGUGGCGUGGUUCAUCAGGGAAUCGAUGGCGGUGCAGAUCUUCCUCUCCGCUCUGUGGGACCCCACCAUCAGCUGGAGGACCGGACGCUACCGUCUGCGCUGCGGAGGCACCGCCGAGGAGAUCCUCGACGUCUAGUUACCAUGGCAACCUGCUGCCCCUCCACCUCCUCCUCCUCCUCCUCAUGAGAGAUAGAGGAGAGAGAGAGAGAGAGAGAGAGAGAGACUGAUGUUUGUUCCUGUUUUUUGAGGAAUACUGAAGAGUGUGUGUGUGUGUGUGUGUGUGUGUGUGUGUGUGUACAUGUGUGUGUGUGUGUACAUGUGUGUGUAACUAUUUAUGUUCCUUUUGGUGCUAAAACUAAAUGAUGCCAGAACAAGCCAAUGAGAGUGCAGGGAAGAAGAGGAAAAAAAUAAACAAGAGAAAAAAUGUGAGGGAGUGAUGCAUCGCACUGAAUCGUCUGAUCUUUGAUCAGUUCAUCACCCGGCUGCCAGAGAAAUCCAAUCAACCAAUCAGGAGGGAGGAGUCAAACUCCUCUCUCCUGAUUGGCUGUCGCCUCAAUGUUAAUGUUUGAAGUUUGUGAAGUUUUUUUUUUUUUAUGGACAUAAAUAUGAUUUAAAAAUAUGAAAUAAUAAUCGGAUGAAACGUGAAGAGUGGCGACGAGUCGGACAAACGUUUACGUGACGGCCACGACCUUGCCUCAUUAACAUUGAAAGACUCUCAAGUCACGCCGAUGGUUUUAAAAUGUGUCAGAUAAAGUGACGUUUUUUAAGUUAAUUUAAUAACUUUUUCAGAAAUAUUUUUGAGUUUUAAAAAUCCAGAGGCGGUGUCCGAUUUCAGGAUUUUAUUAAAUUAAAUUUUAGAAAAUCUGAACGGUAAAAACAUCAUCCCUGAAUAAAAAAAACUCUUCUGAUUUAAAAACAAACAUCAAUCAUCUUCCCUUUGUCAUUUUAUUUUGAAGGAUAUUUUCAUAAUAUUUAAAAAAUAAAACUUCAUGAACUUUCUUGUCCCUUCAAAAUAAAAGCAUUCGAACGUUGAGUUUCCAAACAAACUGUGAAAAAAUAAAUCUGCCAAUCAGAUCGGAGAAUCUUUGUCAAACUGUUUUAUAUAUUCCUUUUUAUCGUCCCGCCGUCAGCACAGCAAGCACUGAACAAAUUAGUAUUCUGACGUUUAAUGGUCCAAACAUUUCACCAAACAAUCAAUCAAUCACAGGACCAAAAAAAAAAA